UAACGAGACCAUCACUUCAUCCUCUUUUUUGGCUCCUUUUGUCCCACUCUCAUCUUUCCCUCUUAGUCUUAGCCAUUCCCAUAAAAAGAAGGAAAAAAAAAAAAAAGACAUCGGUAAACUGAAACAUCCUCCAUUGAACCAUGUUUUCUCAAUCUCCCUCCAAUCCUUCCUUAUAAAAAAACAGUAAACCCCCCGCCUAAAAAUUAAAUUAAGUUUUUGUUUUCUUUUUUUUUCUUCCCUUAAACUUAAUCAAUAAGAAUGGCGUCUUUGUCAUCACUAGCUUCGUAUUCUCCUGCUUGCUCUUUCAACUCCCGGCCCAAUAUCAUCACCAUGGGUCGCCGGAGAACCAGCGGAUUCCGAUGCUCUUUGCCGUCGUCGACGCUACCCAUGUCGGCCCAGUUUGAUCUGAAGACCUAUUGGACGACGCUGAUUAAGGAAAUCAAUCACAAGCUGGACGAAGCCAUCCCGGUUCAGUACCCUCACCAGAUCUAUGAAGCCAUGCGUUACUCUGUUCUUGCUGAUGGUGCCAAGCGGGCCCCACCUGUCAUGUGCGUCGCCGCCUGCGAGCUCUUCGGUGGCAGCCGCCAAGCCGCCUUCCCCACCGCCUGUGCUCUUGAAAUGGUUCAUGCUGCUUCCUUGAUCCACGAUGACUUGCCAUGCAUGGAUGAUGACCCAUCCCGAAGAGGACUACCCUCUAACCAUACAGUAUUUGGAGUUGACAUGGCGAUUUUAGCUGGCGAUGCCCUGUUCCCUCUUGGGUUUCGCCACAUAGUGUCACAUACCCCAACUGACCUUGUCCCCGAGACUCGCCUCCUCAAGGUCAUUGCUGAGAUUGCACGAGCCGUGGGAUCAACUGGGAUGGCUGCCGGCCAGUUCAUUGACCUGGAAGGAGGGCCGAAUGCGGUCGACUUUGUCCAGGAAAAGAAGUUCGGCGAAAUGGGUGAAUGCUCGGCCGUCUGUGGAGGUCUGUUAGCCGGUGCUACUGAUGAAGAAAUCCAACGGCUCCGAAUGUAUGGUCGAUCUGUUGGUGUAUUGUAUCAGGUCAUAAGCGAUGUUUUAGAAGCAAAAUUGGAGAGUUCGGGGAAAUCUGACAAGGAUGAAGGAAAGAAAAAGAAAGGUAAGAGUUAUGUAGGAGUAUAUGGUGUCGAGAAGGCUAUUUCCGUGGCUGAAGAUCUGAGAGCCCAAGCCAAGAAAGCAUUAGAUGGUUUGGAGAAAUAUGGAGAAAGAGUAGUCCCAUUAUACAGCUUUGUAGAUUAUGCAGCAGAUAGAGGCUUUAGCAUUGAUCAUUGAUUGUCGAUUGUCAGGUUCUUUUGAUGUAUGAUUUACUGUAUCUGUAUGUCCAUGUUUAGAGUAUAGCAGAUCAAAGAGGAAUCCCAGAUUAGUUGGGCGAUUUUCAGUUCAAGAAACAUUCUUGUAUACUGCUGUAAGUUUUCCUCUGUCAAUUGAAAAUCUCAUACUUUCUGCACUCGCCACCUUUUCCUCUUUUUUUUUUUUUUUUGUUGGGUGUGACUAAAAGUGUUAUUGGAUUUCAUUCUGGGCUUUUUUACCUUGACAAGUUGGACUGUUGGAGUGCGUUUACCUUUUUA
Molecule: messenger RNA, 1586 nt
Organism: Oldenlandia corymbosa var. corymbosa
Lineage: Eukaryota; Viridiplantae; Streptophyta; Magnoliopsida; Gentianales; Rubiaceae
Source: the annotation of a GenBank genome assembly